UGGAAUCCAGAUUGUCAGUCUCGCAUGCGUGCUUUUCCGGAACCUACUGGCCCAAACCGCAUUUGGACGACGAAGUCGCCGCUUUUCGAGAACAGGACGAUGGGCACCUUGAUCUCCAAAAGGUCGGACAAGGUGGAGCCUGAGCCCUCCGAUUCUCCACCGAAGUCUCCCAAAAAACCAGAGGAGGUCGAAACGAGUGAAACUCCUUUUCCCAGGAAGAGAGCCUGCACUGACGUCGUUUGCAUUUUGCUACUUUUGAUCUUCUGCGUUGUCUUGACUGGAUUGUUGGUGUAUUGCAUCAAAUUUGGUGACAUCAACAGAAUAAUAAACGGCUACGACCGAUGCGGAAAUGUUUGCGGAAGGGUCACAGAGAGGAUUGGAAUCGCUCCCGACGAUCCGAAAUAUUUUUGCCUGGGAGCAAAUAUGACAAACAAGAAAUAUCUUUUGGUGACUGGAGCUGGUUUGAGAGAGACGAACGAGAUGAAUGUCAACAGGGAGUGUGUCGCUUCCUGCCAAUACUACCCUGGAUAUCGUCAAUUUUUGAACCGGUGCAUCCCGAUAAAAGACGCGCCGAGAGGUUCAAGCCUGCCGUACUACGGCCCGCAGGAGAGCUACCGUUCGUCUGGUGGCGGUGGGCCGUCGGCCCCGGCGCAAUGGUCCUCAGGGCAGGCGCUGACCAGGCAGCAAGAAGCCCUGCGCAGGCUGCAGAAGGAGGCGAGCAAGAGGAACAGUCUCAUUCCAGCGCAGCUUCAGCUGCUCCAGCCCAUUUUGGUGAAAAACUCGGGCGGCAACAACCAGCAACAACUGUUGCUGCCGCUCAAGAACAGCAGGAUCAAGAGGGAGGCUGCCCCCUUUCGACGCCGCCGGCUGCUGCAGUACCGCAGGCAGCGGCAGCAAAGACCCCUCGAUCCUGCUGAACGCAUCGACGUCUUUUUUUCCAAGACUGGCCUCAGAAAUUUCUUCCAGGAAGUUGCCGAGGACCUUGAGCUUUGCGCGAGAGAAGUGCUGGCACUUUUUUUCGUCGCUUUAGGCUUUUCCUUGAUCCUAAUUCUGUUGCUGAUUGUCGCGGUCCGGGUGGUGGUGAUUAUUUCCUUGGUUUUCGCCAUCGUUGUGUGCACGGUCGCCACUGCAUAUCUUUGGGUGCAAUGGGCCUAUGAAAAAGAUAAGCUGGCCGAAAAAUACAAAUACCACCCAAGUUCGAUGAGCAACGUGGAGACGACAAACGUGGAUUCCUACAUGGGAUAUGCCAUAGCAGCCAGCGUCGUCAGCGGAAUCUUGUUUCUGGUACUUUUGGCAACGAGAAAAAGAAUUGGCUUGGUCAUCCGGCUAUUUGAAGAAGCGGGAAAGGCGAUUGUCAACAUGCCGACUUUGCUUCUGCUGCCCUGGUUUACAUUCAUCAUCGUUGGCGGGUUGAUUGCCGUCUGGUUCUUUCUUGCUUUGUGGAUCGAGAGUUCCGGCCGCUUGGUCAGUGAAAACAACGUUAAUUUUGUUUAUGAGAAAGACGCUCCCGUGAUGAUUGCAAGAUGGUGGAAUUUGCUAGCCUUAUUUUGGCUAGUCCAAUUUGCUGCUGCAUGCCAACAUUUGACAGUUGCAGGGGCUGUCGGAGACUGGUACUUCACGAGGAAAAAAGAGAAAUUGAAGCAUCCAGUGGACAGAAGCAUGGCACGGACGGUGAGCUACCACCUGGGCUCUGCAGCCUUCGGGGCUGCCCUCAUCGCUCUUUUGCACUUCGUGCGAGUAGUAUGGCAAGAGUGUUUCAGGGUAGUCAAGACCAGCAUUCCCGCUGAGCAGGUCGCCGUGCCUGUGCCAGAGGGUGCGCCUGAGCCUCCAGCUGUAGACUCCACCCCUAAUGCUCCUUCUUCUUCCACUAAACUGGUCAACUGCCUCAUGUACCCUUUCACAAAAUUCAUCGCGUUCGUCAACAGGAAUGCGUACAUUGAAAUUGCGUUACGAGGGUGCAAUUUCAUCGAGGGUGGCAGGAGAGCGAUCAUGCUAAUCGCGAAACACGCACUCAGCAUCGCCGCGAUCAACUCUGUGGGCGACUUUGUGCUCUUUAUGGCCAAGAUCGCAGUAAUGCUGAGCACAAUGCUGGUGGGCAUCGCCAUGAUCCAGAAUAAGGAAGGCGUGAUCAACAUGUGGGUGCCAAUCACCCUGGUCGCUCAUUUCGCCUACAUCGUUGCCCAUGUCUUUUUGUCCGUUUACGAGAUGACCAUAGAUACAAUUUUCAUCUGCUUCUGCGAGGAUUGUGAAAUUAAUGACGGCGUAGACAGGCCAUAUUACAUGAGCGAAACACUCAUGGAAUUCAUAGAUGAUUGUGAUCCACCAAUGAGGGAAAAACUAGUCAUCAGAGAAGGAAAAGUUUUUACAGUGGAAUCACCUGAAAAAUAGGAAUGUUUAUCUGCAAAGAGGGUGAAUGAAAAACAGACAAUAAGAUUUUUGCGAGUUAUUUUAUAUAAGAUAACCAAGAGUUUGCCAAUUUUUUGAAAAAGCCAAACAUCUCUAAUGAAAUUAAAAAAAACUCAUAUGUUGUUUGAAAUGAUUUUUCUAUUUUUGAUGAUGAAAUCAUACGCGCCAAUCAUUACAAACUCUACAGUAAAUAUCCGAUGAUUACAGAAUAUGUUGUACUCUUUAAACAUUCUUAUUCUAAGUCUAAAAAGAGUAAGUUCAAUAAAUAAUAACCAAAACUACGUAUAACUCGCGAGACAAACAUGAGAAAGAUUUUUUUGAAGUUGAAAAGUACAAAAAAGCACAUCUUGCUUAAAAAUGUCUAGUUUGUAUAAGCCAUAUAAAUACUGCAAUUUUAUUAUUGUGUAAUAUAUGUACUUAUGGUAACGAUUAAAUAUUUAGAGAGUUAUUAAAUCAGACCCGAUUAAUGGAAAAAAGUUAUUAACUUUUGCAACCUUCAUGUCUGUGAGCCCAAAUUAAUGUAAUUUACCAAGCAGCAAAUAAUGUCUACUUUGUGAACUUUUUGCUCUAAUCAAAUCAUGCAAAUCAUCA
Cloeon dipterum is the source of this 2997-nucleotide messenger RNA. RefSeq names its product choline transporter-like protein 1. The record is from RefSeq and is a predicted model, not a curated record. The transcript is spliced from 16 exons. NCBI's taxonomy places the organism in Eukaryota, Metazoa, Arthropoda, Insecta, Ephemeroptera, Baetidae. The coding region runs from base 25 to 2388 and encodes 787 amino acids. Gene Ontology annotation, molecular function: transmembrane transporter activity. Gene Ontology annotation, biological process: transmembrane transport.